GAGGGAGGUUGAGUCACUGAGAAACCGAUUCUAUUUGAGCGCGGCGGAGCAGUUACUUCUAAACUCUGACUCAUUACUCCGCUACAAAAUGUUUAAGACCUUUGGUGCAGAUGAAUAAACUACAGAGAAGAUAGACUGAGUGUUACUGCAGACUGACUGGACAAUUAAGGAUCACAGUACUUUUUAACGGGACACUGACUCUGACUGUCAGCAGGUGAUGGAAAUAAUAUCAAGUUCAGCCACCAACAAAGAAGAGUGAAAUGACUAGUGAAGACUUUCAGUCCCACUUGCCGAUGAGGCAGGGCAUUUGAGGACACGUGGUCGACACAAGCGGAGAACUUCUGUGUUUGUGGUGCAACACAAUUGUACCAUGCUUCUCCCUGUCGUUGUGGUGCCGCUGCUAUUGCUGCUGCUAUCUGGACCAGAUUCCUCACUCCAGGGGGACACUCAGGAAAUUGGGAAUAGUGAGGAGUCACUGGCACGUGGGUUUACCUACUCCACUCGUCAAAAGCGCGCGGUGCUUGACCACAGCGCCUCCCAGACGGACAAAUGUUCCUACACCUUCAUUGUUCCUCAGCAGAAGAAUACUGGGGCCAUCUGCGUGAACUCCAAAGACCCGGACUCUGUGCUGGAGAACAGGGUGAACAAACAGGAGCUGGAGCUUCUGAACAUAGAGCUGCAGAAGCAGAGGAAGCAGAUCGAAGCUCUGCAGCAGUUGGUGGAAGUGGACGGGGGUAUAAUCAAUGAGGUCAAGCUACUGCGUAAAGAGAGCCGCAACAUGAACUCCAGGGUCACGCAGCUAUAUAUGCAGCUCUUGCACGAGAUUAUUCGCAAACGGGACAAUGCUCUGGAAGUGUCACAGAUGGAGACCCGAGUGCUCAACCAGACAAACGAGAUGGCAAAGCUCACGGCACGCUACCGUGACCUAGAACACAAAUACCAACACCUGUCAGGGAUUGCUAGCAACCAAAGUGCUUUACUGGUGCAGCUGGAGGAGCGAUGCAAGAGAGGUGGACUCCCCACAUUUCCAGCUAGCACGGCGCAAGACAAGGUCCGACCGGCAGUCCGAUCACAGCCUCCAGCCGUCGCACCACCUCCCCUAGCUAGACCUGCAUUGUCUCCUGGAGGGUACAGACCUUUCCACCCACCCACAUACAAUCGCAACAUCAAUAAACCAAUGACAAAUGAGAUCCAGAAUGAUCAGAACAUAAAAGCAUUGCCACCUCCGCUGCCCACAAUGCCCAGUGCCACAUACAGCUUCACCAAUGAACCCUCAGGUCCUUUUAAAGACUGUCUGGAGGCUCUGGAGGCAGGGUACACCAACAGUGGCAUGUACCUACUGAAACCAGAAAACAGCAACAGUCUCAUGCAGGCCUGGUGUGACCAGAGACACGACCCCGGUGGCUGGACCGUCAUUCAAAGGAGACAGGACGGUUCCGUUAACUUCUUCAGGAACUGGGACACAUAUAAGCAAGGGUUUGGAAACAUUGACAGUGAAUACUGGUUAGGCCUGGAAAACAUCUACUGGCUGACCAACCAGGGAACCUACAAGCUGCUGGUGACUUUGGAAGACUGGUCUGGACGCAAGACUUUCGCGGAGUAUGCCAGCUUUCGAGUCGAGCCCGAAUCAGACUUCUACAGGAUGCGGGUGGGCCGGUAUCAUGGAAAUGCGGGAGAUUCUUUAACUUGGCACAAUGGCAAGCAGUUCACAACACUGGAUAGAGACCAUGAUGCCUAUGCAGGUAACUGUGCCCACUACCAGAAGGGAGGAUGGUGGUACAACGCCUGCGCUCACUCGAACCUCAACGGUGUGUGGUAUCGAGGCGGGCACUAUCGCAGCCGAUAUCAAGACGGGGUCUACUGGGCCGAGUUCAGGGGAGGAGCUUACUCAUUGAAGAAAGUGACAAUGAUGAUCCGUCCCAACGCAAACAAUCUCCAUUGAUAUGAUUCAAAGAAAAACUGAAGUCACAGGACAUUUUUUUGCUUGAUUCUCUACAGCGCACACCAGAUGUUUGUUUUUUUCUCCCCAAAUAUACCAUUUCCGACAAUUAACACUGCGCUCAGUGGCAGAUUGAUCUGUUCUUGUGAAAUGUAAUAUACAACGGUUGUAAACUAGUAAUAACAUCUAAAGUUAAUAUGUAUAACACAUGUAAAGAUAUUUGUAUAUAAAGGGAUAUUUGACCCAACAUUAAUGACUGUUUUUUUUCAUGAUAACAAAGAAGAGACGCUGUAUGGGACCAAUGUUUGUUAAAAAUGUAUUUAAAUAAAGUUGAACCAAAGGGGUUGAUUCAUAAUACCUCAACGAUCAUUCUCUCAGUGCAGACCCUUGUGCAACAGAACACUUUUGUGUAAACUCAUUUCUUACAGUCAUGACACCAAUACCAGCGAGCAAAUACUUUUCUUUCAGUUUGUAAUAAGGUGCUCUGUGUAUAUUUGAU
Synchiropus splendidus (mandarinfish) is the source of this 2438-nucleotide messenger RNA. RefSeq names its product angiopoietin-related protein 2-like. Lineage: Eukaryota; Metazoa; Chordata; Actinopteri; Syngnathiformes; Callionymidae. The coding region runs from base 371 to 1942 and encodes 523 amino acids. The record is from RefSeq and is a predicted model, not a curated record. The transcript has 5 exons.